AUGCUGGAUUCGCCAGACAAAUCUACAUUCAAUGAUUAAACUCUACAGGAAACUCCUGACUUUGGUCAAAAAGAAAGAAAUAGAAUAUGCUCAAUAACUGAGAGAAAAAUUAGGAAAUUUGAUCAACUAAAUCUAGCUGAGACAAAAUCAUAGCACCAUCAAAAGCACGAGAAAUAAAACAGUCAUCUUAAUUAAGAGAAAGAAAAGUUGAUUGAAAUAGCGUAGUAAAGAAAAGUAUAAUUAAAUAGAAAAUAGUAAAAUAAGCUAGUAAAGCAAAAUAUUAGUAAUGGAUAAGUGGACUAAAAUUGCGUAGAGAUGCAAAGUAAAAUAAAACUGGCAAAAAGAAAUUCUGGUUCUAGAGCAAGUAAUGUCAUGGAUAUUGGGUUUGAAACUAAUAAGAGAAUUAGGACUGACAUGAAAUAAAACUAAGCAGAAGAAAAAAUAAUAUAGAAGUAUAAAAAUUAAUAAGAAGAAGACAAAAGUGAGGAAUCUUUUGAAAUAGAUGAAGAUGAUUGUGAAGGAGAGUUUGAAGAAGGAGAAAAGAAAAAAGAUAAAAAAUUGGUGUUUUUGAGUAGAUCAGUGCUUGAGAAAAUCAGAGAAAAACCUAUGACCACAGGGACCCAAAUUGCCAAUGAAAUUCUUGAAUUAUACAAAUAAUUUAGUGAAGUAAGUUAUACCUAAUCUUAAUGCUUGACUUAGAAAGUUGAUUUUAAGAAUGUGCAAAGAAGAGUUUAUGAUGCUUUGAAUGUGCUGAAUGCAAUGGAAAUCAUUAAAAAGGACAAAAAUCAAAUAUUCUUUAACAGUAAGAAUACAUUGGUGCCUAUAGAGACUAAUAAUUCGAUCAAAUCUUCUCUGAAAUUACAAAUUACUGAGGAUUUUAUUAAGCUGAUGGAUAGAAAUUUUGAUUAAUCGAUGAGACAAAUUUAGAGGUUAAAAGCUGAGGAACAUGAGUCUCCCAAAUCUGAAUAGGCUAUGACAACUGCUGAAGAGAGAACUCAGACAGAAAGUCAUCCGGGUUCAACUGAAAAGUUAUUCUUACCUCUACUUCUUAUUUAGGAAAGCAAAAAUGGAUCAAUAGAACUAAAAACUGACCCAAACUAUUAGAGUGUAUAGAUAUUUUCUGACAAAAAACUGAGGAUCAUCAAUGAAAAUCAUCUACUGAAAGCUUUAGGAUUUACAAAGGUCAGAGAAGACGAUAUCAGUAGCAUUUUUUCAGAAGAGCUUACAUAAUUUAUGAGAAAUUAAGAAUUUGUAUCUACUCAUCACACAUAGUAGCAAAUACAUUAGGAAGAAAAAAAUGAAAAAAUAUAACUAAAUGCAUAGGCAAAGAAGUAGCUUUAACCACUUAAGAUUCAAUAAUAAUUGUAAGGGAUCAGCAAUAAAUUCAAAAAGUUUUCACCUAAGAUCAUUAGCUCUGAAAGUGCUCAAAUAUAAUAUCAUAGAUCCCAUUCUUGUUUCAUGAGUAAUGAAUAGAAUAAAGGUAAUUUGACAGGGAGUUUCAGUUAAAUUAGACAGAACCUUUAGGAAAAUAAAAUAAAUAAUAAAACAAAUUAAUCUUUUCAACCAAGAGAAUAAUAGAAAAAUAAUCUUUCAUUCUUAGAGUAUCCAUUCUAGAACUUGAAAGGGGAGCAAGGAUUUAGGCCUCAUCAAAAGAGUUUGUUCAGACAAAAAAGCAUGGAUGAGGGUAAUAAUGAGAACUCUGACAUCUUUAGUAGCAAUUAAAACUCAGCCAAGAUUAAUAUUCAUAUCAAAUAAAUCCCUUCUAAGAUAUAUAACUUGACUAGUCCUUAUAGAGAUUAGUUCUAACAUAAUAGCAACUUAAUUGAGGGAAGUUUCUACAACUUAAAUGGUAAUAACCUUUACUCUGAAGGUUCAAGUGCAGUCUUCAACAGAGAAAGUUCAUUCUAAGAGUAAAACAAUUAGGCAUGCAUUUUAAAUAGCUAGGAACUUCAAUUCUUGCCUUAAUCUUAUCAUUAAUGA
Messenger RNA from Stylonychia lemnae, 1980 nucleotides. The record is from the annotation of a GenBank genome assembly. Lineage: Eukaryota; Ciliophora; Spirotrichea; Sporadotrichida; Oxytrichidae.